This is a messenger RNA of Ochlerotatus camptorhynchus, 865 nucleotides long. RefSeq names its product Putative inner dynein arm light chain, axonemal Dnali1 (gene Dnali1). Gene Ontology annotation, molecular function: dynein heavy chain binding. The coding region runs from base 116 to 865 and encodes 249 amino acids. Lineage: Eukaryota; Metazoa; Arthropoda; Insecta; Diptera; Culicidae. Gene Ontology annotation, cellular component: axoneme; filopodium. The transcript is spliced from 2 exons. The record is from RefSeq and is a predicted model, not a curated record.
UACCCACGCGAUGUCUUGGAAGUUUUUUGUUUAUUUUGCCAAUCCGUCUGGGACUGUGUAAAAAAAUCUGGAAUAAAGGAAUUUCCGCUAUAUUCCGCUAAUUAAUUCAUAAAAAAUGACGGAACGAAAUAUCGAGCUUCAAACCACCUUGGUGCGGUACAACAAUCCCGUUUUGGUGGUAAAGCACACGGAGAAGAAGGACACACCUCCGGAUGUGGCGAAGGAGCAAACGGGACGUCCCGGUUCCGGCGGAGCUGUUGUUGUCGAAAGCCCACGGGAGACCGAAGAAAUUCUCAACUGUAUUCUACCGCCAAAGACUUGGGAAGAGGAUGGGCAGCUAUGGACCCAGACCGUUUCCAGUACGCCAGCUACUCGACAGGAUGUGAUCAACUUGCAGGAAAUGUUGGACACAAGACUUCAGCAAACUCAGGCCCGCGAAACGGGAAUAUGUCCGGUGCGUAGAGAGCUGUACACGCAGUGCUUCGAUGAGCUGAUCCGACAGGUCACGAUCAACUGCACCGAACGUGGGCUGCUGCUGUUGAGAGUUCGCGAUGAGAUUGCCAUGUCGAUGGAAGCGUACGAAACGCUCUACUGCAGUUCGGUGUCCUUUGGAAUUCGGAAGGCCCUGCAGGCCCAGGAAGGCAAGGAGAAACUUCAGGAACGGAUACAGCUGCUCGAGAAGGAGAAGGAAACGCUGGAAAAUUCUAUCAGUGAUAUGAAGAUCAAGGCGGACCAAGCCGAACGAAGAAAUGCCGAGUUGCGGGCGUCCGAGGAGAAGAAGCAUGCCGAGGAGAUUGCCUUCCUGAAGAAGACCAAUUCGCAGUUGAAGGCUCAACUGGAAGGAAUUAUCGCCCCUAAAAAGUAA